Molecule: messenger RNA, 1434 nt
Organism: Nerophis lumbriciformis (worm pipefish)
Lineage: Eukaryota; Metazoa; Chordata; Actinopteri; Syngnathiformes; Syngnathidae
Source: RefSeq, a predicted model, not a curated record
AUGAACGGUGCUACGGAAGUCACCAGGAGGCGGGUCCAAAAUGGCAGCCACGGCGGGUCGGCGGCUGAAAAGACUACAGAACCCGCGCAGUGGGGGAGAGCCUGGGAGGUGGAUUGGUUCUCCCUGCUAAGCGUGGUAGCGCUGCUGUGCUUCGCGCCGUUCAUCGUCUUUUUCUUCGUCAUGGCCUGCGACCAGUACCAGUGUUCCGUCACGCAACCCUUCCUGGAGCUCUACAGCGGCGAGAGCACCCUGUUCUCCAUCUGGGCCCGGGUACCCUUCGUCACUUGGUCGGCAGUAAAGAUCUACGCAGUAUGGGUCGUCUUCCAGGUGGUGUUAUACAUGUGCGUGCCCGACAUCCUGCACAAAGUCCUCCCCGGUUACGUCGGAGGAGUCCAGGAAGGCGCUCGAACCCCCGCAGGCCUCAUCAACAAGUACGAGAUCAACGGGCUGCAGUGCUGGCUCAUCACGCAUGUACUGUGGCUGGCUAACGCCCGCUACUUUCUAUGGUUCUCGCCCACAAUCAUCUUCGACAACUGGAUCCCGCUCAUGUGGUGCGCUAACGUGCUGGGUUACGCCGUAGCCACCUUCGCCUUCGUGAAGGCCUACUGGUUCCCCACCAACCCGCAGGACUGUAAGUUCACGGGGAACAUCUUCUACAACUACAUGAUGGGCAUCGAGUUCAACCCGCGCGUGGGCGAGUGGUUCGACUUUAAGCUGUUUUUCAACGGGCGCCCUGGCAUCGUGGCUUGGACGCUCAUCAACCUUUCUUACAUGGCCAAGCAGCAGGAACUUUAUGGACACAUCAGCAACUCCAUGGUUUUGGUUAAUGUCCUGCAGGCUAUCUACGUGUUGGAUUUCUUCUGGAACGAGGCAUGGUACCUUAAGACCAUCGACAUUUGCCACGACCACUUCGGCUGGUACCUGGGCUGGGGGGACUGCGUUUGGCUGCCGUACCUCUACACGCUACAGGGUCUUUACCUGGUGUACCACCCGGUGCAGUUGGCCCCGAUUCACGCUCUGGCCGUGCUCCUGCUGGGCUUGACGGGCUACUACAUCUUCCGCGCCACUAACCAGCAGAAGGACCUGUUCCGCCGCACCGAGGGCGCCUGCACCAUCUGGGGUCGGCCCCCUUCCUACAUCGAGUGCUCGUACCGCUCGGCCGACGGCGGCGCGCACCGCAGCAAGCUCCUCACGUCAGGUUUCUGGGGCGUGGCCCGACACUUUAACUACACGGGCGACUUGAUGGGAUCGCUGGCGUACUGCGCCGCCUGCGGAUUCGGACACCUUCUGCCGUACUUCUACAUCGUCUACAUGAGCAUCCUGCUGGUGCACCGCUGCGUGCGAGAUGAGCACAGGUGCGGAAGCAAGUACGGCGCCGACUGGAAGCGCUACACGGACGCCGUCCCUCACCGACUCCUGCCCGGGAUCUUUUAG